UAGGAACUUGGGAUUUGGCAGAAGACGCCUGAAAAGACGCUUCAUAGUUGCGGAUGUAAAAGUUAAUCCUCCGUAAGCAAUCCACAAUCCAAUUGAUGCAUUUACCCCCGUUACUGAAUCAUCAGCUAAAAACACACUAAUGUGUGAAACGCUUAAUAUUAUUACGUCUUUUUUAUUUGUUCAAAUAUACAUUCAUUGCAGCUUCUAUUUUUAUGGUCAGGUUAUUCAACACAUUUGGAUUCAGCUGCAUGACUCACAAACUCUCGAUUGAAUGAACGAGAGGAACAUAAAUCGAGAGCGAAAAGAAAUUUGUGCUGUACCAUGUAUAUGCAAGAACCCCUUAGCAUAAGGUAGAAAAAGAGAGAGAGAGAUACAGGAUACAUCUGUUGUUCCAGCCGGCGAGACCGAUUUCCAGCACCGUGCCAAAUGCCAACAAGAUUCGGGCAAUCUAAAAUCCCAGCAGAAAAGCAACAAAUCUGUGUUGCCGUGUGAUGCAUUUUAUCCCAACGCACAUAUGCAAUCGUCCGAGGUCACUGUCUUCCCCGUAAUUGUGUGGUAGCUUAUCGUGUUGCAGCAUAAUCGGAAGACGGGGACGGAUAUGCGAAAUACGUGUAAGAAUGGUACGCUAGACCAUCACCGACCGCCAAUCUCCAGCAUACGAAGACCCCCAGCUGCGUAAUGUGGAUGGUGGGAGGGGAGGGUCGACAUUCGCAAACACACCCAGACAUAUCCAUUGUCAAUCAUAGGAAGAUUUGGGUUUUUUUUUGAGUAAGUGCCGUGUGUUCCGUCGCUUCGUCAACCGGCAUAAUUUCCCUGAGUAGGUUUUUUAAACAAGCCUAUUACACAGCUCUGUGCGUGUGUAUGCGUCUGUGGUGUGUGCGUGUGUGAGUAGGAAUGGGAGGAAUGAUGGUACUCAGAGCAUGCAUGCGCGCCAUGUGCAUUGCAUGAUAUAUGCAGUUCGUGCCUGCCUGCAUCCUUUUUGUACUGACGACACAUUUGCGAUCCAGACAACUCCAUUUUGCAUGCGUAUCUACCGGGGUUUCGUGGAAUUCCAAAAUUUCCAAAGGCGAAGAAGCGUGAAGCAGUACUGCGGAGAAAAGUGCGUGUCUGGUCUGGUGGUGGAUUUUCGCGCAUGCUGUAUCAUUGGGCAGCAAAUUUCAGCUGUUUCCAUGCCCUUUUCUUUGUGCCGAGCGAACUUUAUUUUUAGACCGUUUUGUGACUGAUUGUGGAAGAGCGAGAUUGUCAGAAGCGAGUGUUAAGGUUAGAUUAUGUGCAGUUACAGUUUGUCAUUGAACUUCAACUUGUGUCUCCCGGUGCACAUAAAUUCGGUGUCCAAAAACACCUGCCAUCACGAUUCAAUAAACUGUCAGUGUGCGUCGAAUGUAUGUUCACAUUUGCACAAUCGCAGAUCCCUCAACAUUCCACCCUGUUUUGUUCUUCCUCAUUUGCUCAGUAAACUCCCACACACGAAGCAAAAAGAAUCUCCCCGAAUGAUAGUGAAAGGAUCAACUUGCGGACGUAUGCCCAAGUUGGUGGAGCAUCGAAGCUUUCGCUAAACGUCAUCCUGAACUUGACGUUAGUUUGACGUUUGCAAAGCGGCGCGAGAAUUGUGUGACUCCCCAACGACACAUAAAAACACGCGCACCACGGUGAGAGUACGCACCGCAUCGCAUCUGGAGGAGCAUAAACCGCCUCACGACGGUGUACGCUCACACGACGGUGGAAAGAAAAUAGAAGGUAGAGAGCGAAAUUGUGCGUGAACACCGGUUCGAAACAAGAGAGCGAGCAGCAGCAGCAGCAGGGUCCCCUUUUUACACGGGGCUUUUCACUAGAGGCGUAAACAUACGUUCGUACAUGCUGCCCGGAGUAUGUAUCGGUCGCCUCUGCCGGAUGCCGGUUAUUGGAGCUCGCGCUGACUGGGUUGCUCUGGGUCGCCGUCGUCAUCGUCUCCGCUCCGAGGGUGUCAGUCAGCAGCAGAGCGAGCGCGCGCGCCCUUUCGUUGGUGUCCCUACGUGAGAUGAGAAAUUGAGAGAAGAAAAGUGACGCUUCGAGUGGUUGGAAAAAGCGCGCGCGUGCCACCAAUGUUCAGGGGGAACCGUUUUACACCAACACACAUGCACACAUGCAAUGUAAAACAUAACACCGUGAAAGCGCACAAUGGGGGUUGAUGGUUGAUGAUGAUGCCGACUAUCGUACUUGACGGUUUCCCAGCAUACUUGUGGUGGUGUUGUUUGCUGGAUGGUUGGAAAUACAUAUAUUAUGCCCCUCACACUGUAGAAGUGGUUUUGUUUUUUCUCCACACAUUUGUGUCAAAGUAGCUCUCAGUUGUUGGUACAAGUACAUUGCAACACACCCCUAAGUACGAAACACGGAAACCAGUCAGUCAAGCAACCCUCGCUCCGAUACGCGCAGCCUUCCUUGACCGGCUUUUUUUUUCCAAGAGUUCUAACUCCCUCUCAUCCGUUGAAACUUUGUUGGAAAAUUUCACCUGUGUGUAUUCGUUAUCUCACCACGGCUCUUCCAGGGAACAACGCCACAUCCUUUUGUAUUGUGGGGGAGCAUUUCGCCCGACAUUUUGUUCAGCAGGGAAAUUCUAGAACUAUUGCUUUUUUCGCAUGCGAUGCAGAUGCGAAGGAAGAUCACAUUUGCUUGGUCCGAUGGUUACGAUGGGCGGAAUUACGUGUUGAAGUCGCUCAAUCUUAUUUAUCCUUAACCCUUCUGGUAUGUUGUUGAAUCGCAUGACAUUACAGCAUCGCUGUUUUAUUCUUUCUUAUUUAAAGGUACCCUGCAUUGGCACCCUGUGCCUGUGAGUGUGUAUACGUUUAAAGAGCUUCUUUAAAUUACAUUUAACAACUUCAAUCCGAACGCUUGCCGGUUUGGAGUAAAUCGAAAUGAAGGUCUGACACGUAGUAUCAACCUACCGCUAUCCGACUGAUCCAUUAAGUUGUGGGCAUAGGUUAGAAAUAUAGCCAUUUCUGCGACUUUUUAUAUAGGUCACUCGAUUUUGGCGCUUACGCGUCAGCACAACACACUACAGUUUUUAACGGGGAGAACAAUUUCUCUUGUUUUACGAUAUUUGUUGUUUGUGGGAAGGUGAGAAGUUUAAGCUGAGCGUGUGUUUCCGUGAUGGUGAUGGUCGGCUUUUUAUUCCAGAGUGCGCAUGUAGCAGACGUCCAGAGAGACACGAUGUAAGAGAGUGUUAAUGUUGGAAACACCAUUGAGUUAGGAUGUGGACGGGUCGGUACGGCCAAGCAGCAUAAAGUGCGCAGUUGCAUUUCGUUGGGGAUCGCGCAAGGUUCUUUAUUACCAUAACUCGGUGUAUUGCUUAACCUGUUGGGUUUAGUAUGUAGUGUGUAGGCUUAUUAUAGGGAGGUACGAUCGUACAAGCAGAGUUGUGUAGUAAUAGCCACAGAAUGCCUUUAGCCAAUGUUCGCUAAACUUGGACACCUAGAAGAGAGUGUACCCUAGACGUAAAGGUAAACAACAACACUUUGCACAACGCCGCAACGACGUUCCCCAUCGCCGAGAGAGACCCAUCCGCCAUUCAGCUUUCAAGUAUGGUGUAGUGAAACAGAAUAGUGCAAACAACCGUUGCCAUCAUUUUGCUUGAGAGGAUAAGGCAUUAGAUAGGGAGGUCCUGCAUUCGGGGACCCCGAUCGUCAACGAAACUUUCCAACGAAAGUUCCAACGCUCCUAGAGAGGGCGUGCGCGCGCGCACACUCCUCAUCCAUUUUGCAGUAGGGCAUGGUGUACUGGACUGUGUUGGUCUAUGUAUGACAUUGGCGAGACGUACGUGUCGCGUGUAAAGAAAACAGACAAAAAGCGGUGAGAACACUUGUGCGCCACCGUCAAGAUGUACGCAAAGCAAACCCAUGCUAAAGUCGUUGGUGGUGGAGGAGGUGGUGGUGGUGGUGGUGGUGCUGGUGGUAGACAGAGCAUAAAGGCGGAAUAUCAACCCGGUAGCAAAGCGGCUAGUGGUGUGUCCGGUGGUGAACGUAGAGCUAGUACGGUUUACGCGCGGAAAGCUUCGGUAGUCAGUACCAGUAGUGACGUGUCGAACGAUGACUACGAGGAGGUCAAACCGGACCUUCAGGUUAGCUCGCAUCUGCUCGAUCAUGGCUAUGGCUGCGGGGUGGCUUCCUUUCCGACCGUGCCGAUCAUGGGCGCACAGUCGGUGCAGCAACCACCCCCAAAACAUCAUGCUGUGUCCGAGCAGCAGCAGCAGCAGCGUGGCCAUCAACACAUUAGCAGUAAUGUUAGCAGUAGAAACAAUCACUCCAAUGGGAGGAACAGCCAUCAUCACAGUACGCCCACUUCAACCAGCAUGCCAUCGUCCUCAGCCCAGACAGCUUCUCGUAGCGGUGGCAAACAGCAUCAGCAUGAUCACUACAGCAGUAACAAGCAGAAUGUGGCGGAUCCACCGAUCACCAAUUUCUUCAGGGCCAUUAAACGAUCGUCACAGUCGUCGAGCAUAUCUCCCACACCGGCCAAAAUUGCCAAGAGUAGCAAUGGUAGCAAUGCGAAGACACCCAACUCUACCUGCUCUACGCCGACGUCGUCUAUAUCGUCCUCUUCCUCGAAGAAACGCUACUCGGAGCGAACUAGGUACGACACAUCGCUCGGGCUCCUGACGAAAAAGUUUAUCGAUCUGCUAAACGAAUCGCCGGACGGUGUGGUAGAUCUAAACAUUGCCUCGACGAAGCUGAAGGUACAGAAGCGACGCAUCUACGACAUCACCAACGUGCUCGAGGGCAUCGGAAUGCUGGAGAAGAAGUCGAAAAACAACAUACAAUGGAAAUGUGGCAAUACCGUGUGCAAUAUCGACCGCAACACGCGAAUACAGCGCGAACGGUAUCGACUGCAACAGAAGGAAAACAUGCUGGAGGAGAUGAUCGUCGAGCUGCGGUCAGCCACAAACGAGGAGAUGGCGCACACGAAACACGGCUACUUUACCUGUCAGGAUCUAAGCUCGAUGGAGAUGUUCCGCGAGCAGACGAUCGUUGUUAUUAAGGCGCCACCAGAGGCUAAGCUGGAGUGGAUGAAUGAGAAGAUGCAACGGGAAAUAGUGCUGAAGUCUGAGAAAGGAGAAAUUGAUGUUUUUAUCUGUCCAACUGAGGAGCCUGGUGUUAUUGAUAGCCCGGCAGUGAUUACCGGCGAUCCACUGCUGGAAAACUUCGAACCUGUACUAUCACCUUUCCAACGCAUGGACAGAACUUCCAGUCCAAGGAAAGGUUUAAUGAGACCGUCCCCCUACGCGGCACAGCGCAAUCUCAAUCGUGCAUUGUUCGAGGAAGGUUCUGUGAUGAAGUGUGAGUCCACGGAAAGUGUACCCGGCAGGGAGAACAGCAUACAAACGGCUGUGGCGUCUCUGUUCAACCUAUCCGGUGCGACCGUGCCACAGAAGGUGGUGGUACAUACCGAACGGUACGAAUCGCCCCUGUGCACCAUGCUGGCGACGGCCAGCAGUAGCGCGUCCGGUGCAGCCAAUGGUAGCGGCUACUACCACGGCUGUGACUCAUCAUCCCCAGCGGUAGUAGAUCAAUCCGAGUUGCAUUUCGAUGCUAGUCAGACAACGACGGCGAUGAUCGGGUCCGCGACGAUAACGUCGAAGACUGGCGUGAGAGUUAAAUCCGAACAUGUGCCUGAUAGUAGUAAUAGUAGAAGUAGCGACAUACUGCCGCCUUCCGCAAUAUCGGCGGAUAGUGGCGUGUUCGUAUGGGGUGACGGUGCGAUGGAAGGUGACGAUCAUCACCAUCAUCAUCACCAUGUGGGAGGAAUUCCAACGUCCACGGCGACGGCGUCGUCUUCAUCGUCCAUGCUGUCCGGCGGAGUGAUGGGUCAUCUCAACAACAACAACAACCACAUCAACGGUGGCAAAGUGACGCCGGAGGAGAUCACCAACAAGAAUGCAUCUCUCUCGGAUACGAAACUCAGUCCAAAUUUGUUCCAGUACGAUUUCUCCAUGUCGGCGCUAAAGACGCCGAGUGCCAAGUCCUCCCCGGAUAAUCUUCACCAGCGCUAUGGAUUAUCCGAUUUCGACGGUGAGUUUCUGCUGGUUUCUUGGGUGUGUGUUAGUGUUAUGGUUAGGAGCGCAGGAGUUGUUUCGAUAGCGGUUGGGCUAACGUGGAUACCAUCUUGCCAUCGAAGGAAGUAGUAGUGAACCUGCAUGGUGAGCUGAAUCUAGCAAGAACUUGGUACUGUGACCUGUGUGGAAUUAGCCGCGUUGUUGCUUCACAUCACAGUCUGAGUUCUUGCUGGACGGUUCGCACAAUCAACGAACGGCGGAAUGAGUGUGGGAUUGAUGGUGAAAUUUGUGGUAUGUAUAUGCGUUCAUCGAGACAUUCGUGCAAUAAGGACAUCGUUUUUAGAUGGUUUGCGGGAUGGUUCAUUCGGGUGCUUACCACCGUGGUGUUUAUUGUUCGUGUGUGUAUAAGUGUUUGUGCUUUUGUUCGCGUGGCAAUGUUUUACAUCAUCAUCAUCAAUACCGGCGCUGAAUUCUCGUGGUUCUGCAGUAUCAUAAGCGCAUAUCGUUCAUGUAGCACCAUGAGAUUCAGCUCCGGUGUUUGAUACUGUGCCUUGUUGAAACUGCCAAUCUACUGUACCAUUCGCGUCGUGUAUUUUCAAGGUUUUGGGGGAUGUAAUGCGUGUUAAACAUUGUUAAAUCAUUUUCAUACCCAACAUUAAUAAAGGUGUAAUAACAUCAUGUUCAUUUCUUUGCACUAUCACACAACGAAUGAAAUAAAACAUUUUGUUAUAAGUUGAUUGGCAGCGGUUAAAGCCGAACGUAGUAUGAAUUUUGAGUUCAUGUCGAUGUUUUUUUCA
Anopheles funestus (African malaria mosquito) is the source of this 6822-nucleotide messenger RNA. RefSeq names its product transcription factor E2f1 (gene E2f1). The record is from RefSeq and is a predicted model, not a curated record. NCBI's taxonomy places the organism in Eukaryota, Metazoa, Arthropoda, Insecta, Diptera, Culicidae. Gene Ontology annotation, molecular function: DNA-binding transcription factor activity, RNA polymerase II-specific; protein dimerization activity; RNA polymerase II cis-regulatory region sequence-specific DNA binding. Gene Ontology annotation, cellular component: RNA polymerase II transcription regulator complex. Gene Ontology annotation, biological process: regulation of transcription by RNA polymerase II. The transcript is spliced from 6 exons. Bases 3854 to 6154 code for a protein of 766 amino acids.